Molecule: messenger RNA, 2023 nt
Organism: Galeopterus variegatus (Sunda flying lemur)
Lineage: Eukaryota; Metazoa; Chordata; Mammalia; Dermoptera; Cynocephalidae
Gene: SLC39A4
Product: solute carrier family 39 (zinc transporter), member 4
Exons: 12
Coding region: 1-1959 (652 amino acids)
Biological process (GO): intracellular zinc ion homeostasis; zinc ion import across plasma membrane
Cellular component (GO): membrane
Molecular function (GO): zinc ion transmembrane transporter activity
Source: RefSeq, a predicted model, not a curated record
AUGGCGGUCCUGGCCUGGCUCCAGCCGGGGCUGCUGCUGGCCCUGCUGGUGGUGACAGCGAAGGUGGCCCAGGCAGCCCAGCCCGCCCGUCUGCUGAGCCUGCUCACCUCGGGCCAGGGCGCUCUAGAUCGCGAGGUGCUGGGCAGCCUGUUAAAUAUGCUGGCGGCUCGUGUGCACUGCGCCGACGGGCCGUGUGGAAAGUGCCUGUCUGUGGAGGAUGCCCUGGCCCUGGGCAGGCCUGAGGAGCCAGGGCUCUCCCCCUCACCGGUCCUGGAGUCCAGGCACAUUGCCCGCCUCAGCGCUGCUGCUGCCCUCUACCUCAGCAACCCGGAGGGCACAUGCACAGACGUCCGGGCUGGCCGCUGGGCCUCUCGUGCUGACCACCUCCUGGCCCUGCUUGAGGGCCCCGAGGCCCUGACCGCUGGCCUGAGCCAGCUGCUCCAGAGGAUCCAGGCCCAGGCUGCUGGCCGGGCCACUGCAGAGGAGGCCUGUGUAGACAUCCCUCAGCUUCUGGAGGAGGUGGUGGAGGCAGGGGCCCCUGGUAGCCCCGGCCGGGUCCUGGCUGCCGUGCUGGACCACGUCAGGAGUGGGUCCUGCUUCCAGGCCCUGCCCAGCCCUCAGUACUUUGUGGACUUCGUGUUCCGGCAGCACAGUGGCGAGGCCCCCAACAUCACACUGGCCGAGCUGGAGACUUUGAUGCAGCGCCUGGGGGUGGGUGGAGAGGACUCUGGUGACCACAGUGACCGCAGUCAUCUGGGCAGGGAUGCCAACCCCCAAGACCCUGUGACCCGUGCCUCCUCCGACAGCAACUCCAGCAUGUGGGACACAGUAUGCCUAAGUGCCAAGGCCGUGAUGGCGGUGUAUGGGAUAUCUGAGCAGACUGGGGUGUCCCCUGAGGACUGGGCCCAACUGAGCCCUGCCCUGCUCCAGCAGCAGCUGAGCGGGGCCUGCAGCUCCCAGUCCAGCACCUCCAUCCAGGACCAGCUCAGCCAGGCAGAGAAGUAUCUGUAUGGCUCCCUGGCCACUCUGCUCAUCUGCCUCUGCGCGGUGUUUGGUCUUCUGCUGUUAACCUGCGCGGGCUGCAGUGCAGCCACCCACUACAUCCUGCAGACCUUCCUGAGCAUGGCCGUGGGUGCGCUCACUGGCGACGCCAUCCUGCACCUGAUGCCCAAGGUGCUAGGACUGCACACCCACAGUGAGGACGGUCACGACCCUCAGUCCACCUGGCGCCUCCUGGCCAUACUCGGGGGCCUCUACGCCUUCUUCCUGUUAGAGAACCUCUUCAACCUCCUGCUGCCCAGGGACCCGGAGGACCCAGAGAAGAAUGGGCCAUGCAGCCACAGCGGCCACAGCCAUGGCGUGUCCCUGCAGCUGGCGCCCAGCGAGCUCCGGCAGCCCCGGCAGCCCCACGAGGGUUCCCGCGCAGACCUGGUGGCCGAGGAGAGCCCGGAGCUGCUGAACCGCGAGCCCCGGAGGAGACUGAGCCCAGAGCUGAGGCUGCUGCCCUGCCUGAUCACGCUGGGCGACGCCGUGCACAACUUCGCCGACGGGCUGGCUGUGGGCGCCGCCUUCGCGUCCUCCUGGAAGACCGGGCUGGCCACCUCGCUGGCCGUGUUCUGCCACGAGGUGCCGCACGAGCUGGGCGACUUCGCGGCGCUGCUGCAGGCGGGGCUGUCCGUGCGCCGCGCGCUGCUGCUGAACCUGGCCUCGGCGCUCACGGCCUUCGCCGGCCUGUACGUGGCGCUCGCUGUCGAAGUCAGCGAGCAGAGCGAGACCUGGAUCCUGGCGGUUGCCACCGGGCUCUUCCUCUACGUGGCGCUCUGCGACAUGCUCCCGGCCGUGCUGAACGUGCGGGACCGGCGGCCCUGGCUCCUCUUCCUGCUGCACAACGUGGGCCUGCUGGGCGGCUGGACCGUCCUGCUGCUGCUGUCGCUGUACGAGGACAACAUCACGCUCUGAUACUCCUGUCCCGGUCUCGGGCCCUUGAAUCUGACUCCCGGCCCUGGCGCCUUGGACCCUCCAG